CGCUCUACUCUAUUCAAAAUUCAUUCACAUUGAUACGUUAGACACGGUUGGUAGUCUAGAAACAAGUAAAUACUUUACACGAAAAUAUAUCAACGAAACAAACAAAAAACUCAGAAUGAAGCCUUCACCUUUGAUGACACGCAUUCGACAGAUUUGGAUUAUGACCGGAUGGUUGCGGCACGAGGCAGCGGCAGCCGCUGGCAUGAUGGUGGUGCGUCGCCAGGAGGGAUUAUCGCAGGAGGACAGUCAAGGCGAUGAGCCUGAAGCUGCAGCUGAGGCAAUGGUGGGCCAAGUGGGUGUCGAUACGGAGGGAAAGCUGCGCAAAGUGCGCAUUCUGGACGACUACAUUGUGCCCUUUGAGUGCGGUUUGUGAUCUAAAAUAUCUGGAGAUCAGCACAGAACCAAGCCAAUGUCCCUCCAAACC
Molecule: messenger RNA, 424 nt
Organism: Drosophila guanche
Lineage: Eukaryota; Metazoa; Arthropoda; Insecta; Diptera; Drosophilidae
Exons: 2
Coding region: 116-373 (85 amino acids)
Source: RefSeq, a predicted model, not a curated record